Molecule: messenger RNA, 1968 nt
Organism: Parastagonospora nodorum SN15
Lineage: Eukaryota; Fungi; Ascomycota; Dothideomycetes; Pleosporales; Phaeosphaeriaceae
Exons: 6
Coding region: 1-1968 (655 amino acids)
Biological process (GO): fungal-type cell wall organization; (1->6)-beta-D-glucan biosynthetic process
Cellular component (GO): plasma membrane; endoplasmic reticulum membrane
Molecular function (GO): glucosidase activity
Source: RefSeq, a predicted model, not a curated record
AUGUCCCUGAUGCCGCAAUCGCCCCGGGGCAGCGGCCCUCCCCAUAUCCGCCUCAACUCUGGCACACAGGAGGCGCGCACCGACGAUAACUCGCCGCCUGCCGUGCGACCCAGCACCGCAAGGACAACCUCCGCCCGCUCCUUGACCCAGCCCAUACGGCCAACCACGGCCCCCCAAAGUCCCGGACUCGUCUCGCCAACAGCGCCCGGCUUGUACAGCAAUGCAGACAUCGCCGCAUCCGCUGAGCUGCUGCUGCCGCCCAGGAAGCUCAAGACGCGCCCUUAUCGCGAUGAGUCGCCGCAACGGUCACCGUCUGCCAUGUCACGGCGGACAAGCUGGAGCUCAGACAUGACCGGCGACUCACGGGGCCCCUUUGCCUCGCCAUUCGACGACUCGAGAGCCCCGUCGCGGGCCGGCAGCGAAGAGGAUCUCAACACCCAGACCGUAUCGGAAAAGUUCAACAUCCUACCCUCGGCCGGCCUGCUACUGUUCCCUGAGGAUGUCGAAAAGGACGACUAUCUGCACAACCCCGACCCCAACGAGAAGGAGCAGCGCGAUUGCGACAUUUUCACCAGGAGAGGUAUGGUUAACGUUGGAGGUCUCGCUUUUCUCGCACUCGGCCUGUUGGCCCUCUUCGUCGGAUACCCCGUACUUACUUUCGUCGACAAGAUGACAAAACCAGAAAAGGGCCCCUGCACCGGCAAUCCAUUAUGUAUCCAGGGCAAGCAAAACGAGCCCAUAUUAUCCACAUACGAAAGGGGCUCAUCGACCCCGACACAGCUGGGCUUCUCCGACGAGUUCAACGUCGAUGGGCCAUUAUUUUACGACGGCGACGACCCGUACUUUCAGGCCGUGGAUAUUUGGUAUGGUGCCACGCAGGAUUUGGAGUGGUACGAUCCCGAUGCGGCAUGGACGCAGAAUGGAACCCUUGUUUUCGAGUUCGCUAGGCAUGAUAACCACGGACUCAAGUAUCGCUCUGGCAUGGUACAAUCGUGGAAUAAGCUGUGUUACAAGGGUGGCCAUCUCGAGGCCAGUAUCUCGCUGCCCGGAAAGGGUAAUGUCAGUGGUUUCUGGCCUGGUUUCUGGACCAUGGGCAAUCUUGCGCGUCCCGGUUACCUUGGUUCCACCGAAGGCUUGUGGCCUUAUAGCUACGACGACGUCUGCGACUUGGGCAUUACUGCCAACCAAAGUUCCUACGACGGCUUGAGCUAUUUGCCAGGAAUGAAACUGCCAGCUUGCUCUUGCAGCGGCGAGGAUCAUCCCAGCCCAGGCACUUCCCGAAGUGCUCCUGAAAUCGAUGCAGUGGAAGGCUCAGUCCACUUCCUCGGUCCCGGAGAGACGAACGCUGUCGGGGUGGUUUCGCAGUCUUUCCAGGCUGCGCCUUUCGAUAUUUGGUACCAGCCCGAUUAUGACUACGUCGAGGUGUAUGAUACAUCUGUAACAAUGAUGAACGCCUACAAAGGUGGUCCUUUCCAAGAAGCCAUUUCUGGUCUGACGAACUUGAACAACGACUGGUACGAUGGCAACCAAUACCAGACCUACGGAUUUGAGUACAAGCCGGGCAAGAAGGACGACGCCUUUAUCACUUGGUAUGUCGGUGCAGACAAGACAUGGUCAAUGAAGGCUCCCGGAACCCGACCCAACGGCAACAUUGGCCAGCGAAUCAUUCCAGAGGAGCCAAUGACCAUCAUCGCCAACUCCGGCAUGUCCAACAGUUUCGCUGCCAUUGACGUUCCCACCAUCGAGAAGAAUCUCCCCUCGUUGAUGGCCAUCGACUUCAUCCGCAUCUACCAGGAUGAAGAUCAAGAGAACGACGACGAUUUCAUGACCUGCGAUCCUCCAGGCUACCCAACCACGGAGUACAUCCGGAAACACCCGAAUGCCUACAUGAACCCUAACCUCACUGACUGGAAAUCGACGGGUUUUGAUUGGCCGAAGAACACCUUCGUAGAUGGUUGCAAGAUGUGA